This is a messenger RNA of Plectropomus leopardus (leopard coralgrouper), 3132 nucleotides long. RefSeq names its product nectin cell adhesion molecule 4b (gene nectin4b). Gene Ontology annotation, cellular component: adherens junction. The record is from RefSeq and is a predicted model, not a curated record. Lineage: Eukaryota; Metazoa; Chordata; Actinopteri; Perciformes; Serranidae. Gene Ontology annotation, biological process: homophilic cell-cell adhesion; heterophilic cell-cell adhesion.
UGCGUGACAAACCUACAGGUUUUUUGUGUGGUCGGUACACGCUUCAUUUUUCAUUUCUGCGCGAGCUCAAAUAUCAGUUCAAGUGUUUCGGUUCAUCUGUUUACUUUGACUUUGUCUGCUGGGUUAUUCCCACAGAUGCUGCAGAGAACUUUGCACUCGAAAUUAAAUUAAAGCCAUUUACAAUUUGCGCUUAACAGUUUUUAACGAGUGGACAACAAUUUUUCUUUUCUAAGCAUCGUGUGUGAUUUGAAGAGGAAACACCUGUUGUACCUGCCUACCUGCUGUGGAUUCUUAUACUACUGAGCUUCCUGUCUAACAUUAAUGUGCAGAGAUUAACAAUGAAAACUGAAUAACACGAGAUUAAACAGCUCAGAGAGAAAGCUUUCAUUUUUGGACUAAAGAUGGAGUUGACCGGUCAAAGGGCGAAGUGUCUGGCACUGCUUUUACUGGCUGUUGUGUGUGUGCAGGCUGACUUUGUGGAGCCUCCUGAGCCCGUCACCUCCAUGCGCUCCUUCGCAGAGAGCCAGACCAGGCUCCCCUGUCACUACCAGGUGCAGGCAGGGGAGAAGGUGGUGCAGGUCACCUGGUACAAGGAGCUCCCAGAUGGCAGCAAGGACCAGAUAAUCACUGCUCACUUUAUGGAUGGACACACAGAGUUUGGGCGCUACUCUGGCAGGGUGAGGUUCGAGAGUGGGAACCCCACGAGGAACUCGGCUCUGCUCAUCCCCAGCACAGAGGAGUCGGACGAGGGCAGCUACACCUGCCACAUCUCCACCUUCCCCAACGGGAACUUUGAGAGGCACAUCACACUCACAGUUUGGAUAUUACCCAUCUUCUCCCUGGAUCCUGUAAUCCUGGUGGAGGGCCAGUCAUUUCGUUUGGCUGCCUCCUGUCGAGCCGUGGGCCGCCCACCUCCCCGUCUGUCCUGGGACACUGACCUGCCAGGCCAGUCCAACAACCGCACCAACGAGGGUGGGUCUGUGUCCAGCUACUACUCCCUGCACCCCCUGCGCAGCAUGAAUGGGAAGAAGCUGGAUUGUCUGGUGUGGCAUCCCGGCCUGGAGCAGCCGCGCAGGAUCCCAAACAACCUGGAGGUUCAUUAUCCCCCAGAUGCCAACAUCAAUGCUGGUACAGGAAACUGGUAUGUUGGUUUGGAGAAAGCUGAGCUGGUCUGCAGCAGUGGAGGAAACCCCAAACCUGAGAACAUCACCUGGUCAAGGAGAGGAGGAGCUUUGCCAGAUGGGACGUCUGUGGUUGGAGGAAAACUUGUUUUUGGGCGGGCCCUCCGCAUGAAUGACAGUGGGGUCUAUGAGUGCGUGGUCACAAACAGCGUUGGAGUGGGAAAAAUAGAUUACACGAUGACAGUAGCAGGGACAUCAAAACACGAGCUUGUGAAGGACAACCUGUUUCUGAUAAUUAUCGGUGCCUCAGCCGGAGCCUUGGUCCUGGUCCUGGUCCUGGUCGUCCUGCUGGUCAACCGCUACCAUCGACGGAAAAACAAAAAGCUUGCGAGGGAGCUCAGCGAAAAAACGGAGGAAAUUCAAAGCUUCUCCAGACAAGCCUCCAUCAGGAGACUAAACUCUGUCAGCACAGACCCCAGAGUGCCGGCAGAAGAUUACGCUCUGCUCAGAGUUGACAGCCGACUGAAAAGUAGCCAGUCUUUGGAGCGACCCAGCUACAGAGGCAGCCAGUCCACUCUGGGUGGGAAGUGGGGGCCUCCAGGAGGGGUGGAGGUGGACGAACUGGGACGUCCAGUUGUCUGGCACGAUGGCAGAGAGAGCCUGAGAGGAGCCGAGAUGGACGGAGAGAAGGAGGAGCGCAGGAGGAGGGUGGAGUCAUACCUGAAGAGCAGCAACAUGUCACUGGACUCAGGUCUGCCCUCUUCCCUGGUUCCCCUGAAGGCCCAGCAGGACGAGGGCGUCGGGCCCAGAGAACCAGACCUGGGCAACGUCAGAGAGGGAGACUCCCGACAUGGAGAGGACUGGGUUCCAGCACCGUUGGUAGCGGAGGGACAUGAGGACGAGGAGGACAGCAGCUCCUACCAGCUCUCGGAGGCGCUCACCAAUCACUUCUACUACAGUAAUGGGGUCCUCAGGCCCAGGCCACACUCCAAUGCUAUUCUGCUGCAGCCCAAAGGACCAAAUCAUUUAGACCACGGACUUUCAUCCAAAAUAUGAGAGGGGAGGAAGUCCGUCUGCUUUGAAAAUGACCUUAUUCUUUUUUAAUGGGGUGCAUAUUUUGUACAUAGUGACUUCUGUGGGUUAUUAGCCCCCAAAAUAAUCCAAACCUUUAAAAAAAUAUUUUUGCAUCUAGCUUGUGAAUUUUUUGAUUUUAUCAAACUUUAUCCCAACCCUGUGAUAACUGUGAAAUUUUUAAAUAUUUUUUGGGGGGAAUUUUAUGCCUUUUAUUAGCCAGCUGACAAUGAGGUGAAUAAGGUAAAAGGUCCCCCAGCCAGACACGAACCAGGGACAUUUUGGGUCGUGACCAUUAGGGUGCCCCUUCAUUGUGAAGUUUUGACCCCAGUUAUUUCGCUGAUAGGUCUCCCAUUGAACGUGCAAGGAAUAUUGGUUCCGGUUACCGAUGUUUACGAUAUUAUCUGCAGUGCCCGAAUAUUACAUCCACUGCUUUGGCCCCAUGAACUCUGAGCCUCGUUUACAUCAAAAACACUUAGGGCAAAGACACAAUUUAUAAGCUCCAAAUGCUCAGCCAAGGCAAGACUAAACUGGACUUUGUUUUCAUCUUGGAGGUACCAGUGGAAAAGACAGCGUGUGUAUUUGUGUAUGUAUGUAUAUUAAUAUAUACAUACAUAUAUAUAUAUAUAUAUAUAUAUAUAUAUAUAUAUGGAGAUCUUGUGUGUUUAUGAUCGUGCUAUUAACAGCCACCUGCAACUACAAAAAGGUCAAAAAGGCUGUGCACAACGAAAGUUAAUGGGUGUUCAUGGCAGCAAACUGGUUUCCAUGACCAGGUUUAAGCCAUACCAGUGCACAGCAGUGAAGAGAUGCUAGAGCAUGCAGAAGAUGAAAUGUAAAGCAACGUUCUGUACUGAUGAACAAUCAGAUGUGUGUAUAUAUUGUCAUGUAAAUUGUUUUAUAUUGAGUGCUUUUCUAUAAAAGUGAAAGACUUUAAACAUGA